ACGGUCAACUUGGACGCUGCUGUCAACAACAUUCCGACAAGGUAACGCAAGACGAACGCCGACAGCCGCAACCACCAUAAUUAAAAAAUCGUGAUAACAUCAUGAUAUCAGAUGAUAAUAAAGUAGUAAGAACAUCCAAUGCUGCUACUAAAAAAACGAGUCGUCAUCUAUGGUCUCCUGAUGAUCAGCAUCCUGAAUCUUUAUCACCAAGACAAUUGGAGAGUUGGCUAAGAAGCCAUCGCUAUCCCACGACAGCCAUACCAUCGCCCUCUUCUUUACCCGUGGCGGAGAGGAAUGUGGCUAGAAAAAGAUCCAUCUUGUCUCUAUCUCCUUUGUCAUCAGCAUCAGCAUUCACAACAGCCUCUACCGAUGGUGUCGAUAGUAACGAUAAAGAAAAGGAGGAAAAUAAGAAGAAGAACAAUGAAGAAGAAGACGAGAUCAGUGACAGUAGUAGUAGUCGAAGCAGUACAAGUAGUACUAGCAUUGAGGAAGACGAUCCACCCACACCCACACCUUUUGAUCUAUUCCCUUCAGUCACAUCAAAACAAACCAACUAUGGUCAUCUGCUACAAGACGAAGAUCGUAAAACAAGAUUAUUACACUACAGUUAUUUCUUGGCGAACGAUUAUCCACAACAACAACAACAGAAAAGCAUAGAAAAGAAUUUCGGUAUUUUACCUGCUCUAUCUACAGUCUCGACCGCCACCACCGAACCAGCCUCUGUAAAGACGACAGGCAUUUGUUCUAUCCAAACGAUGCAUGGUCUUUUGUUGGAGCCACCCACGUCUCCUAUAAAAGAGUUGUCCAUGCAUGUCGAUCGUGCUCAACCUCUAACGAACCAGCCUCCUCAUGAUCGUUUCAACAGCGAACUCAAACGUCAAAGCUCCUUUUCCUCUCAUUCUUCGCGACGAUCUUGGUUGAACGGCCUAUUGGAAAAAUCAACGCAACAAAGAAAGAGAUUUUCCGAAUUAUUUUCAUUGAAAAAGUCGAAAGGUUCCACGACGAUGGAGGAUGCGUCGUCGUCUAUAAACGUCUUGGGUCCUCACCGUGAAGAAAAAAGACAACAACGAUACUAUGCCAUGAUGCAUCAGCCUCAUUCUCAUGUUGUCACGUCCCUCCCCGCCCAUGACAAUAGGUCCACGAUCAUGCCCCUGGCUUUGAACAAAAGUAAAAAAGCACGACAGCCAAAAGACCAUCACGAUGCGGCGUCGUCGUGGAGCAAUAAUGAUGUUAUGCAGGAUACCAACCGCCAUGGCGCUACUGCUUUUGCACGAUACCUACCCAACACGGAAAGGACAAUGUAUAGAAUGUCCCAUAUCAAAUUGGCCAAUGCCCGUAGACCUUUGCAGCAACAAGUCGUCAUUUCCAACUUUAUGUAUCAAUACUUGUCUCUCUUGCAACAACAGCAUGAACAAACAGCCUCCUUUUACGCAUCCUCCACCACCACCACCACCGCCACCAUGAGACCAGCUACGAGCUGUAUAUUCCAUACUACAAAUACCAUGCAAAACGCUAUUUAUUAUUACCAACAACAACCCUCAUGGAGCGAUUCCACACAACAUCCUCCUCCUCCUACUAUGCAGAGGAGUCAUAGUAGCACAACGAUCAAAAGCAACAUUUAUAAAGCCACUUGUUCCACGUUUGAGCCACCGGCACCUGGUCAUUCUCCUCACCAGCCACAACACCAACAGCAAAGACACACGAAUAGCGUCUUUUUAUCGUGUCCAUCCAAAAAGAAAUCGGUAUUGCUGUUGCCACGCAAAUCCUCCCUCAUACCAGCAUUGUCAUCAGCAUCAGCAUUAGCCACCUCGUCCUUGGCAUCAAGUACCACCCUGGGCAGCCACAGACCACUUGAACAGAAUCACACAUCGUUUGUUAUGGAAAAAGAAGAAAAGAAACAAGGCAAAAAAGACAAAUAUAAACCAAUUAGGAAUGGUCAGUUUUUGAUGAUGGAGAAAAGGAUGGUUCAAAGUGUCGUUUAAUUCAUGUUCCAACAAGUGCAUUUUUACAUUGAUGUGAAGAAAAAAGAAAUAAAAAAAAAAAUAAUAGAUCAUGCAUCCAGCGUGGGUCAUGUAACCAUCCCCCGUUUCAUUGAAAUCUAUGCAAC
Mycotypha africana is the source of this 2107-nucleotide messenger RNA. RefSeq lists its product as uncharacterized. Gene Ontology annotation, cellular component: cytoplasm; cell septum. The record is from RefSeq and is a predicted model, not a curated record. The transcript has 3 exons. Lineage: Eukaryota; Fungi; Mucoromycota; Mucoromycetes; Mucorales; Mycotyphaceae. Bases 102 to 1982 code for a protein of 626 amino acids. Gene Ontology annotation, biological process: positive regulation of G2/M transition of mitotic cell cycle; establishment of cell polarity.